Messenger RNA from Linum trigynum, 1224 nucleotides. Lineage: Eukaryota; Viridiplantae; Streptophyta; Magnoliopsida; Malpighiales; Linaceae. The record is from the annotation of a GenBank genome assembly.
GUCUUCUCCUCUUUUUGGUGAACAACUCCUUCAAGUCUACUUUGUGUCUCCAUGGCCACAUGCUUCUUCUUGGACACUAUUGUUAUUCCAAGCCAUGUGAUCUUCUUCCUUACCUUGUUUUCAACUACCCUUUAAAACAUUCAAAUUCUAUACCUUUCGUGAAAAGAAGAGGGAUAAAUGAAUGAUUAAAACAUAUGGGUCCAUAAGUUGGCCGGAGAAGUUAGAAGCCAUUGAAGAGACAGAUAAGACCUGCCAAGUUGAUGAUAAGAUUGAAGAAAAUGGAAAGAGAUGGGAAUGAAUAUCUAUUCAUAGCACAAAGAACUAUCCAGGAUGGGAAUAGGGAACAUAUACAGCCCAAUAUAUGCUCUAAAGCAGCCAUGGAAGUCGAGCAUAUCAAAAUGCUAUACACAAAAUCAAAAGGAAGUAGCAGCAACAAUCCAAAUCAUGAUCGGCCUAAACUACAAACUACUAUCUCCAUACUAAGCAUUACAUCAGAAAAACCAGCAGCCAGAGGGUUUUGUGAUGUGAUCUCAAGCCUUCCAUCCAGCGGGGUAAGAGUUGUCCCUCCUGUUGUUCCUGAAAGCACAGCACCCGACGGAGUAGACGAUGAUGAGGAAGAUGAGGAAGACGAUGUUGACUAUGGCCACACGCUUCCAGUCGCGCUUGAGGUUGUCGAGAAGACCGGCCUUGCAAGAGUUGCAGUUGAAGCAGAGUACAUCAGGCUGGUUGUCCCAAGCGGCGCAGUCGGGGUUUGAUGAGUUCGUAAUGGUCUUGGUCCAUGUUGUUGGGUUCACGUAGGUGUAGCCGCAUUCAUCUGAUGGCUUGCAGCAUCCAGACUGAUGAACACACAAAGAAACAAACUUUGAUCAGUGUCCAGAUCAUCAAACAGUGGAAUACCUCAAAAUGCAUAUGUUUAGACACAACCAACAACAGACACUGAAUGAAUUUUCAUGCAGAAAAAAAUAAUGAAAAUUUAGAUAAGUACCCAGUUCAUCAGAGACAUUCCUAAAUGCAGAGUUUGAGCAACUGAGAACAGAUACCAUAUGCACUUGCAUGGAGCAACUUCAGCUAAAUGCCUUCGAAAUGGUGAGCUAUUGCAAUUCUAUAUGAACCCAGUUGAGCUACAAAGACUUGAAAUUGACCAUAAUCCACCCUUUAGAGUCUAAACAGACAAGAUUUCAAUAGCAAAAUGAAGCAACUUUGAGAUAAAUUCCCUGAAAAUUG